Brassica oleracea var. oleracea is the source of this 848-nucleotide messenger RNA. RefSeq names its product phenylalanine ammonia-lyase 2-like. The transcript has a single exon. The record is from RefSeq and is a predicted model, not a curated record. Lineage: Eukaryota; Viridiplantae; Streptophyta; Magnoliopsida; Brassicales; Brassicaceae. Bases 85 to 705 code for a protein of 206 amino acids. Gene Ontology annotation, molecular function: phenylalanine ammonia-lyase activity.
GCUGAACAGCAUAACCAAGAUGUUAACUCUUUAGGACUCAUUUCCUCUCGUAAGACGUCUGAAGCUGUUGACAUUCUCAAGCUGAUGUCUACCACGUUCCUCGUAGCGAUUUGUCAAGCUGUUGAUUUGAGACAUCUUGAGGAGAAUCUGAGACAGACCGUGAAGAACACUGUUUCUCAAGUGGCUAAGAAAGUGUUGACCACUGGAGUCAACGGGGAGUUGCAUCCAUCCCGGUUCUGUGAGAAAGACUUGCUUAAGGUCGUUGAUCGUGAACAAGUGUUUACAUACGUUGACGAUCCUUGUAGCGCUACUUACCCGUUGAUGCAGAAGUUAAGACAAGUCAUUGUUGAUCACGCUUUAUCCAAUGGUGAGAUUGAGAAGAACGCAGUGACUUCGAUCUUUCAAAAGAUUGGGGCUUUUGAGGAGGAGCUUAAGAUGGUGCUUCCAAAGGAAGUGGAUGCGACUAGAGAGGCUUACGCUAAUGGAACGGCGGCGAUUCCCAACAGGAUUAAGGAAUGUCGAUCUUAUCCGCUGUAUAAGUUCGUGAGGGAAGAGCUCGGAACGAAGUUGUUGACCGGAGAAAAGGUCGUCUCUCCGGGAGAGGAGUUUGAUAAGGUAUUCACUGCUAUGUGUGAAGGUAAGAUUAUUGAUCCAUUGAUGGAUUGUCUCAAGGAAUGGAACGGAGCUCCCAUUCCCAUAUGUUAAGAGAGCCUUCCUCUGUUAUGCUCUGUUCUGUUUUGUCCAGCUUCAGUUUUGUUGCUUUUGCUUGUUUGAAAUUUUAGGGUAAUGUGAAUGGUGUCACUUUGUAUAAUAUAUAUGAAAAUUACGUGUAAUUCUCAUUUGAUGCA